This is a messenger RNA of Jatropha curcas, 1425 nucleotides long. RefSeq names its product carboxyl terminus of HSC70-interacting protein (gene CHIP). The record is from RefSeq and is a predicted model, not a curated record. NCBI's taxonomy places the organism in Eukaryota, Viridiplantae, Streptophyta, Magnoliopsida, Malpighiales, Euphorbiaceae. Gene Ontology annotation, molecular function: ubiquitin protein ligase activity; protein-folding chaperone binding. Gene Ontology annotation, cellular component: cytoplasm. Gene Ontology annotation, biological process: proteasome-mediated ubiquitin-dependent protein catabolic process; positive regulation of proteolysis; protein polyubiquitination.
CCCUCCAAGUUAAUUGAUUUUAUUUUCAAUUUUCCAAAUUUCUAGUUUUAAACGAAUGUCGUGAUCUUAGAAACCUCCACCGUCACAGUCUCAUAUCAUUUCUUCUUCGUUGCCGUCUCGUAUUAACAUCGAUUUACAGCUUCUAGACAUAUAUUUGGAAAAGUCGUUAGACAUUUCCUUCCUUCAAUAACUUAAACAGAAAGUUCUAGAGAGAAGACUAUGGCCCCCUUAAUCAAUUAUAGAAUCAUUUUCGUUUUACAGAGAGAUUAAUUAGAGGACAAAGGGAUUGAGAGAGGAAGAGAAAGGCAAUGGGGCCAGGAGCAGCGUUGACUAUGGCGGCAAAACAAGCAGAGGAAUUGAGAAAACAUGGAAACACUUAUUUCGGCAAAAACCGAUUUGGUGCUGCAAUCGAUGCUUACACUGAGGCAAUUACUCUAUGCCCUAAUGUUCCUGUGUAUUGGACGAAUCGGGCUCUCUGUCAUCGGAAACGGAAUGAUUGGGCGAAAGUUGAAGAGGAUUGUCGCAAAGCUAUUCAACUUGACAGUAAUUCUUUCAAGGCCCACUAUAUGUUAGGACUUGCAUUACUACAGAAGGACAACUUAUCUGAAGGGGUGAAGGAAUUGCAGAAGGCUCUGGAUCUUGGUAGGGGUGCAGGUCCAAAGGGUUAUAUGGUGGAAGAGAUCUGGCAAGAGCUAGCAAAAUCAAAAUACAAGGAGUGGGAGCAAGCAUCUACUAAGCGAUCAUGGGAACUACAAAACUUGAAAGAAGCCUGUGAGAAUGCUCUCAAGGAAAAACAUUUCCUCGAUGACUUUCAAACAGAAGGAUUUUUAGAUGAAACAUUUGCUUCCCAUGUGAAACAGUUGGAGGAUUUAGGACAAGUGUUUGAGAAAGCUGCAGAAGAUGACACGCCAACUGAGGUGCCGGAUUACCUAUGUUGUAAAAUUACGCUUGAUAUUUUCCGUGAUCCUGUCAUUACUCCAAGUGGAAUUUCAUAUGAGAGAGCAGUAAUCCUUGACCAUCUUCAGAAGGUAGGGAAGUUUGAUCCGGUUACACGAGAACCCCUUGAUCCGUCUCAGCUAAUUCCUAACUUGGCGAUAAAGGAAGCAGUCCAAGCAUAUCUUGAUAAACAUGGUUGGGCUUACAAGAUGGAACUAAAUUGAUUGUUUUUGAUAACUUCAUAUUUUGAGUGUGAGGGACUAAAUGGUUAUAGUGCAGACCUGAUUCUCUCAGAACUUAACUUUUGGUAGCAGUAUCUCAAGUGUGCAGCAUCGAUCAUGUCUGAUAAUGUAUUUUUGUGCAUGUGCUUCAAAGUGUGUUGUUUGAUGCCCCAACUGUAUGAUCUUUUGAAUUUGUACAUAUAUUAUGCUCUAAAUUAUUGCCUGCUGCUUGUACAUAAAUUUACUGCAGCCUAUUUUAUCAGGGUAA